AGAUAAAGAAAUGGAAGAGGCAUUUGGACUGCUGACCGAGGAGUUCAGAAGGUUGAAGAUUGUGUGUGUGAGGCAGGCAGAACUAAUUAAAGAGUUGACUGAGAAGAGGGAAAUAACUGUUGAUCUGCCCUUCACUGUGCCAAUACAAUGCACGGAUGCUGGGAAGCUUGACCAGUCAGAAGGACCCUUUCUCAGACCGCAGCAGAAGAAAGUCCUCCAGGGAGCUGCCUGCAAUGCACUUGCUGAUUCUCGAGAGGUUAUGGGGGACAUGAGCCAAGACGUGGAGUUGAAGUACUGCCCUAAACUUGACAUCAAAUAUCCGUCCUCCAACAAAAAUUAUGACUUUUCGAUGAAUGCAAAUGAAAAAUCACUUCACCUGAAAACUGCUGAUCUAUUGGAAGCUCCAACUAUAGAAAGUGCGGAAGGUUCUGUCAGUAACUUGUACGAUGACUACAGAAACACCUUUAGCUUUGACAAAAUCGGGAGUGUCUCUGAACAGCCACGUGCAAAUAUUCCUGAACCUUUCCUGGGUGGGCGAGUGGUGCUUUCAGGAUCAGACUACCCCUUUAGGGAAAAGGAGUAUUCCGAAACUUUCAGUGAUUCUGAAGCUGCUCUUGUUCCGGGGAGCUUGGACUCAGCUGUUAUUUAUCGUUCCACAGAAUGUGCAUCUGUUAUUUUCAAUUCUCCAGGGAUGAGUCGGCCGCCACAGAGCCCGUGGAGCCCUCAUCAUUUGCCUGAAGAUUGCUGUGCAGGACACGAAGCCACACUGAACUCGGAAUCAAGCCUCACUUCCCAAGUCUGUGAAUUCUGCCAGGCCGUGUUUCCAGCUGGAGCGGCAACCCGAGGUGAUUACUUGGUGCACCUCACUGGACAUAUUGAAUGCGAUUAACCCCUGUGGCGACAUCUUGGGGCAUCUUGCUAACUAACCACUGCAAGAGCAAUGAGCAGAGCAGAACUGGGAUUCGAUGCACACUGGCCUUGUGUGGUGAAGCUGCGCAAUAGUUGGGAUGCAAGAUGCUCAAACUGAACAUAAAGCAUGACAUCGGCAGAUGGGGCUGGAAGUGGGGGAAGAGGUAAUUAAACUAUGUGAGAUGAACAGAAUUUGCUUUGCACAAGGCCACUUUAUACUCUUUGGUAUUGCAGAGAACAGAUGGCUGGAAGAGCGUGCUCCAUAGAAUAAUUUGCAGCAGGAGUGUGUUACCAGGCAGUGACUCAUCAGGGAGGGUUCACAUUACACUGUCAACAAAAAGAGUAGCUUUUCUGUUUCAGACAGAUAAACCUGGAGACAGGUAAAAUGAACCACCAUGACAUUAUAUUAUAUUCCAUUUGACUUCCGCUGCAGUAAUAUAUAUUGUCAUGUUCACUACUAUAUUAUCUUAGAUCGGAGAAUAAGGUAGUGCA
Messenger RNA from Amblyraja radiata (thorny skate), 1401 nucleotides. Its product is annotated as TRAF family member-associated NF-kappa-B activator-like. The record is from RefSeq and is a predicted model, not a curated record. The coding region runs from base 11 to 889 and encodes 292 amino acids. The transcript has 3 exons. Gene Ontology annotation, biological process: negative regulation of canonical NF-kappaB signal transduction. NCBI's taxonomy places the organism in Eukaryota, Metazoa, Chordata, Chondrichthyes, Rajiformes, Rajidae.